UCUCCUGGAAUAAUGCUUCGCUUAACCUCACCUCAGUCCUCGCCCACGUCGUCUCCCAUGGCGGUUCUCCCUCCCGAUAAACUAUUAGAUUAUAAUAUGCAUUUGGAGAUCCGAAUCCAUAUUUAAAGGUCCGAAUUGACAGAGAUGGCGAUAGUUACCGGAGACUGGUAUGUCGACUCACUGGUGAAGUUCGUGGAGAGCCAUGCGGAGCUGUUGAUUGAAGGGACGCUAGUGCUCAAACUCAACCCUGUCGGCCUCCACUACGUGCACUCCAGGCUCGAGGCGCUGGCGGAGUUAGAAAGCUUGCUCGCCGGUGCUCCGGUGGAUUACUUCCGUGCUUACGUCUCGGACCUAGGUGACCACCGCGCUCUCGAGCAGCUCCGUCGGAUUCUCUGCCUCCUAACGUCGCUUAAGGUCUUCUCCGUGCUGCCGCCCCCGGCCAGGGACCCCUCGCCUCUGUCGCUGCUGCCUUUUACCAGGCUUAAGGUUCUGGAGCUAAGAGGAUGUGAUCUCUCGACCUCCGCCGCUCGUGGACUUCUCCAACUCAGGCAAUCUUUGGAGAAAUUGAUUUGUCAUAACUCAACUGAUGCAUUACGGCAUGUAUUUGCGAGUAGAAUAGCUGAUAUAAAGGAUUCUCCACAGUGGAAUCGGUUGUGGUUUGUUUCAUGUGCUUGCAAUGGUUUGCUUCUCAUGGAUGAAUCCUUACAUCUCCUUCCCGCUGUCGAAACACUUGAUUUGAGCAGGAACAAGUUUGCUAGAGUGGAUAAUCUUCGAAAGUGCCCCAGAUUGAAGCAUCUAGAUAUAGGGUUUAAUCACCUUAGAACUGUUGCAUCAUUUAGUGAGGUUUCAUCUCAUAUUGUUAAGCUUGUUUUGAGGAAUAACGCUUUGACUACAUUGCGUGGGAUUGAGAAUUUGAAAUCACUUGAGGCACUUGAUCUAUCCAACAAUAUAAUCUCUAGUUUCUUUGAGAUAGAAAUCCUUGGUGGACUGUCAUCUUUGCAAAAUUUAUGGUUAGAAGGAAAUCCUCUUUGUUGUGCAAGAUGGUACAGAGCCCAUGUGCUCAGCUUUUUUCCUUAUCCAGACAAAUUGAAACUAGAUGAAAAGAAACACACAAAAAGUGAUUUAUGGAAGAGGCAAAUACUUAUUGCCAGGAGGCAGAAACGCCCUGCUAGUUUUGGAUUUUAUUCAUCAGCAAGAGAUGAUACUAAACCAGAAGGAAUCAUCAACACAAAAAAAAAAAAGGUACCCCGAUUUGUUAGCAUUAACGAUGCAGAAGAAAGUACAUGCCUGUGUUCAGAUGAAGAUUCAGUCUCUUUUGUUAAUGAGAUUCAUAGCAAAGAGAAGAAUGCCAUUUCAGAUGAAGAAUCUGGAAUUGUAGAUUUGAUGAAUAGGAUUGAAUUUAUUAAGAAAGAAAAUAAUGGUCUAUGGUUGCAGGAGUUCAAAGAUUGGAUGGAUUGUGACAAUUGUGUUGUGGGUGUUAAUGGUAAAGGGACUAAUUUAAAAGCGGAGAAAGGUAAACAAAGGAAAGGAAAGAUGAGAGGCAAGCAGGAUGAUGAGAGCUCAAGGUACAUAUCCAACUCUGUUCAAUUUUCUGGAGAAAAUGGCAAUAUGGAAGUUCUAGAAUCUGAUACUUUCUUUGCUGAAUCAUCCCUUAGUUUCAGUGAAAAAAAGUACACUGAUCAGAUAAGUGAAACAGAAUCAAUGGUUUUUGUGGGUCAUGUUGAUUUGAACUUUAACAGUAUGAAAAGCACCAGAAAUAACCAGGAGAAUGUUAAAAUUUUAAAUGAUGAGGAGCUUCUUUCUGGACAUGCAAGAAUCUCUCCUUUUGAUUCUUCUGAAUUCCCCUCUCAGAACAACAGUUUCACGACUAUACCUUCAAUUAAUACUACUUUGGAUGCUAGCCAUGGAUCACCUCCCCAUUACAAGGAGGAUAUUUUGUAUCAACGCCUCAACUUAGAAGAAGAGUUUCUCCAGCUAUCUUCAGAGACAUUCUCUGUAGCAUCAUCUGAUACCGAUACAAGUUCCAGUAAAGAUGAUUCUGCUCAGUAUGGGGAAUUCAUAUCUCCGAAGAUCAAUUUUUAGUUGAGGAUAUCUAUCUCAGAUAUGAGUGUGCAUGGAUGGAUUAAAUUUUUCCUGCAAAAUGUUCCAUAAAUGAUGCAAUUAUGAAAAUCUGCCUUUGAGCCAAAUUCCAAGCAUACCUCAUCCAGCUGUAUCGAGGUUCAACAAACAGAUAGAUCCUCAAUCUAUUUUAUAGAAAGUUUGGUGAAGCAAGAGGAAAAUUGGUUGGAGAAGAAAAUACCUUAAAAGGAAAUCUUCAAAGAGAAUGAUGUCUUCCACUACCUGAGGAAACUAAUUCAAGAAGACAAGAUGGAGCAAGUAAAGAAAUCCAAUUAAAAAUCAAUUAGAGAUGGUGAAGAUGGGAUUUAUUCUGUAAGCAAUUUCCAGAAACUUGCUAUUGGAGAUAACUUGUCAAAGGACUACAAUAAAAGAGCGUGGAAACUAUGGAAAUGAAAAAUCAAACAGAGACGGUGAAGAUGGGAUUUAUUCUAUUGGGAAAUUACAGAAAGCUGCUGUGGACAUAUAACUUGUUGAAGUGCUAGGAUAAAAGUGCAUGUAAAUUGUUUAAGAGUCUCACGUUGAAAAAAUAAGAGAGAAUGUAUAAGUUUAUAAGAUCAUUGGUUGGAUUCAAUCUUUUAAUGUGGUUUGACCCAUGUGCAUUAUAGGACUCUAGCCCGCCCAAUCUUCUAACAGAAGUAAGAGUUAAUGAAACCAUCCAGAAAUGCAGGAGGUGCCAUUGUUUGCUCCAGGAACAGUCUAAGUGCAUUGACAGGGCAAAGAACUGACCACUAAGCUAAGAGGAAAAAGGCGUUUCACAGAUGCAGUACCAAUCAGCCAAGAGAAGCCAAGUCUCUGGUCUCUUGAUAUGGCUCUCAAAGAUACUAGCUUAGUAACAAAAUGCAGUAUAAUAAUAUAAAUAAGGGUCUAAAACAAGACCCAAGUACCAUGUAACCGUUUUCUUUAACAAGAAGCGGAAUAAACUUGUUUCUAACAAACCACAUUAAACAGAAAUUAAUGUAAAUAAAAAUUAUUGUACCUUUCAAAAAAAAAAAAAUUAUUGUACACUGUAUAAUGAUAAUUUAUGUAACACAUUUCAUUCCA
Messenger RNA from Ipomoea nil (Japanese morning glory), 3159 nucleotides. Its product is annotated as serine/threonine-protein kinase 11-interacting protein-like. Gene Ontology annotation, molecular function: protein binding. NCBI's taxonomy places the organism in Eukaryota, Viridiplantae, Streptophyta, Magnoliopsida, Solanales, Convolvulaceae. The record is from RefSeq and is a predicted model, not a curated record. Gene Ontology annotation, cellular component: cytoplasm. The transcript has 6 exons. The coding region runs from base 145 to 2082 and encodes 645 amino acids.